GCUUACUUGCCGCCAGAGGGGGGUUACGCGACACCUGGGAGAGAGAGAGGGUAGCAGAGAGAAAGGGUGAGCGUCCUGACGUUGCACGCAGUUUUCCGUUCACAUAUUACCAUCGAAAUGAAAUUACGGGCUCUAUAACUAUGCCCACCGUCAAACUCCCAGAAGUUUCUCGUUCUCACCCCCAAACCCGCCCGUCACACUAAAGUGACAGGUUAACGUGAGAGUCCCGGACGCUCUGCCUUAACAUCGCAGCAUACACCUAUGCACAAGAUGACACCGCAGGAUUCAACAUACAUACUCACUCGUACCAGUAUCCGUCCAUGCACUAGAGUCCUCCACAGCUGUUAACAAGUGGCUCGGUCUGCGCAUGCGGGUGGUCAGGUAGGUAGGUAGGUGUGUGUGUGUGUGUGUGUGUGUGUUUGUGUGUGUGUGUGUGAGAGAGAGAGAGAGAGAGAGGAUGGAUAGGGACGCUCGCGCCCACGCGGUCAUCGCUCAAUGGGAGCCUCGUUCCACACCACUACAGAAUACUCGAGUUUUCGAGGGCGCCCUUGAAAAAAAAAGAAGUGAUUAAUUUAGCCUAACUCAAAUUUUCGUUCGACAGGCCCUUGGACGAACCCUUGGAAAGGGUGCCCUUGAAACUCAGGUGCCUGGCAGGGCUGCUGACGUUUGCGGGGGCGCUUGCGUGUUGUGUCGCCCUUGGCAGUGGGUGUCCGCCUGCAGGCGGGCCCGUGGGACCGGGCAGGGCCGGUAGGGACCGGUGCUCGCCAUGGGGUAGGUCACGUGUAUAAGAGACCGACUGGGGGAUUUGGGGAUCAUGCAUUUCGAUUUUCGAAUUUCGAAAUCGACGUUUUGGCUCGCGCAGGCACGGCAGCGUAUGAGGGAAACUUGGAGCGCACACUUCCUGGCAGCCCUCUUCUACACCAUCGCCGCCAUAUCAAUGACGUCGUUGUGGUAUCACACAGCGUGCACCUGAGAAGGAUGGAGGGGACGCCCGCACUCAUGGAAGGGGAUGAUGGUCGUGAAGUAGUCGCCAACAGGAGGAAGUCGUCACCCACAGGAGGUUGCCUCCACAGGAGAAAACGCUCCUGGCGACUGCGUUGCUGGCUGUUGCCCGUCGCCUGCAGACGGUGAACGGGCUGCGGAGAGCCUUCGCAAGGGACAGGGCAAGAAGGGACUCCGUAGGCAGUUGAUGGACGUGCACGCCAUGCCUGCGUGAAUUGUGGGAUGGACCGUUCUUGUUGUAGAACACCGUCGUCGCAGGCAAGCGCCACGGUGGUGGUGGGUGACCGCCGGCACGUGCCAGGACCUCUGCAUCACGGGUGACGCCACCUAAGACUACUUCCUUGAGAAGGUGAGGAUGUCGAAGACAGCAUUCAGCAACAUUGUGGCCGCCUGCUCUCUUUCUUCGCCGCAAGCUCACACAUUACCCCGAGCUCGCCCAAGGGUCGCGCAGGUGGUCAUCGGCCUUGAUUUGCGCGUGUUUGACAUGUUCGUGGGUUAUCGGGGGAGUGUUUACAACCAGCGUGAGCUGCGCAAUUCAUUCGUCCCUGUUCAAGCACGGAGUCCGGCCAGUUGUUCAAGGCCGAUCCUGUCUUGCUUCCUGGCUGUGUGAGGACGAAGGGAUACAUCCCGGGUGAUAUUGCUUCGUCGGUCGUGGUUCCCUAUGGUUGCACUUGUCCAAUGGGGAGCCUGUCUUGCUCCGUGGCAGUGUGAGUACGACCGGAUGCAUCCUCGGCUAUAUGCUGCGAUUCGUGGCUUGUGGUUCCCUAUGGCGGUUGUGAUCAGGAUGGUGACGGCGCCCUCUUUGAUGUGCGGCAGAAGUGAACACGUGGAGUGCUGGAGAGGGAGUUCUGGACUGAGGGGGCUAGCUGGUAGGAUGGGAGUAUGGCAUAGCAGCAGCAGAGAUGGUGGCUCCGCUGCAGUCAGUCUUGCCCAAGUGAGGUAAAGUGGAUUGAUGGGGGGUUUUCCGAGUCGUUUCGGAAUUUUCUUAAUCAUGAACUUGUCAUAGACACGUCUGAGGUAGUUCCAAUUUCUCCGAGCCAAAGCUGGGUAAUGGCCCCGGUAUCUCAUGUCCUAAAAUUCCAUCCUUGGGCCAAUUAGAUUUUUCAGUAGUUCCUUGUCUCAUUCUCAUGCAAUUUUCUGAUGAAGUUUUCUGAAAGUACUCGUUAUGGGACACUGGGCCCGGUUCCCGGUUUGCUCCAAUUUGUGAGGAUAUGGUUGUAUCUAUGGGACGCUGGACCCGGUUUCCAGCAGGUGCUGCUCCCCACCAAUAGAUGGAGCUUGUUUCUUCAAAAAAAAAAAAAAAAAAAAGGAGGAUGCAAAAGAGGCCGCGCCGGCAUUGCAGGACUCUCUAUGCGCCCUCGUGCACGCUUAAGAAAUGGCGGCGAGAACGGGAAAUGCGCCCAACCACUGUGUUUCACGGACGUGUGAGGUGUAGUAGGUACUAGAGGAUUCUCGUGUAAUCGCCCGGGGGGUAGAGAGAGGUAGAUCGGAUGGCCUUGGUGGAGCGGGCACCCGCCGCCAUUUUUUGGUGUUCUGGUUUGUUUAAUGAACUUCGCAUGACCUU
Molecule: messenger RNA, 2566 nt
Organism: Chara braunii
Lineage: Eukaryota; Viridiplantae; Streptophyta; Charophyceae; Charales; Characeae
Source: the annotation of a GenBank genome assembly